Molecule: messenger RNA, 537 nt
Organism: Camellia sinensis
Lineage: Eukaryota; Viridiplantae; Streptophyta; Magnoliopsida; Ericales; Theaceae
Source: RefSeq, a predicted model, not a curated record
GGAGUAAUAAUGAAAGACAGAGGACCUGUUUUUGUGACAGCUUUCAGCCCACUGAGCAUGGUCAUCGUAGCUAUCAUGAGCUCAUUUAUUCUGGCUGAACAAAUGUACCUAGGAAGGGUACUUGGCGCAAUUUUUAUAGUUGCAAGCCUAUAUUUUGUUGUGUGGGGUAAAAGCAAGGAUUACGACUCCCUAUUCCCAUUAACUGACAACCAAACAGCACCAGCUAAGCAAACGAUGGAUCAAGAUAACAAUGGAGAUGGAAUUUCAUGUCAUGAGAUCAUCACCAUCAAUGCAUCUAACAAAGGAACCAUGACCAUAGAGGUACAAAAGUAUGAUAAAGGAAACCAGACCACAGCCUAGCUUAUGUGUUUUCUGAAAGUUAACAAGUUCAGACAAUUCAUGGCUAUAAAAACAGUAGUAGACCUCAUUUUCUGAAGCAUCUUCCUUUUGAAUAUAUUGUUUAUUAAUAGUAUGAUGCAGACCAUGAGGGCCAAAGAAGAAGAAAAAGAAAAAUUUGAAGAUUUAGUCCACUUUAAA